Lutra lutra (Eurasian river otter) is the source of this 1885-nucleotide messenger RNA. Its product is annotated as cytochrome P450 2C41-like. The coding region runs from base 84 to 1556 and encodes 490 amino acids. The transcript has 10 exons. Gene Ontology annotation, molecular function: heme binding; iron ion binding; oxidoreductase activity, acting on paired donors, with incorporation or reduction of molecular oxygen, reduced flavin or flavoprotein as one donor, and incorporation of one atom of oxygen. Gene Ontology annotation, biological process: xenobiotic metabolic process. The record is from RefSeq and is a predicted model, not a curated record. Lineage: Eukaryota; Metazoa; Chordata; Mammalia; Carnivora; Mustelidae. Gene Ontology annotation, cellular component: cytoplasm; intracellular membrane-bounded organelle.
CAGAGGGACAGGUUGAAUUAGCAGGGAGUAUUAUAAAAGCUUUAGAUGUCAAGCUCACUGUUGUCCAAAAAGAGAGUGCUUCCAUGGAUCUAGUUGUGGUUCUGGUGCUCUGUCUCUCCUGUUGGCUUCUCCUUUCACUCUGGAAACAGAGCUCUGGAAAGGGGAAGCUCCCACCUGGCCCCACUCCUCUCCCUUUCAUUGGAAAUAUCCUCCAGUUAGAUGUGAAGAACGUCAUCAAGUCCUUGAGCAAUCUCUCAAAAGCGUAUGGCCCUGUAUUCACUCUGUAUUUUGGCAUGAAGCCCACUGUUGUACUGUAUGGGUAUGAAGCAGUGAAGGAAGCCCUGAUUGAUCUGGGAGAAGAGUUUUCUGCAAGAGGAAGUUUCCCAUUAGCUAAAAAACUUAAUAAAGGACAUGGAAUCCUUUUCACUAACGGAAACAAAUGGAAGGAGAUAAGGCGCUUCUCCCUCAUGACCCUGCGGACUCUGGGGAUGGGAAAGAGUGACCUUGAGAGCCGAGUUCAAGAGGAAGCCUGCCACCUUGUAGAAGCUUUGAGAAAAACCAAAGCCUUACCCUAUGAUCCCACUUUUGUCCUGGGCUGUGUUUCCUGCAAUGUGAUCUGUUCCAUCAUUUUCCAAAAUCGUUUUGAUUAUACAGAUCAGACUUUAAUGGACUUCCUGAAAAUAUUUAAUGAAAACUUCAAGAUUCUGAGUUCCCCAUGGAUUCAGGUCUACAAUAGCUUCCCUGCUGUCCUUGAUUAUCUCCCAGGAAGUCAUAACACAAUACUUAAAAAUUCUGUUUUUGUAAAUAAUUACAUUUUGGAGAAAAUAAAAGAACACGAAGAAUCCUUGGAAGUGAACAAUCCUCAGGACUUCAUUGAUUACUUCCUGAUGAAAAUGGCACAGGAAAAUGACGACAAUCAGUUGAAGUUUACUUUUGAAAACUUAGUAAACAGUAUAUCUGAUUUAUUUGGAGCUGGGACAGAAACGACAAGCACCACCCUACGAUAUAGUCUCCUGCUUCUGCUGAAGCACCCAGAAGUCACAGCUAAAGUCCAGGAAGAGAUUGAGCGUGUAAUUGGCAGAUGCCAGAGCCCUUGCAUGCAAGACAGGAGCCGCAUGCCCUAUAUGAAUGCGGUAUUGCAUGAGAUCCAGAGAUAUAUUGAUUUUAUCCCAAACAGCCUGCCUCAUGCAGUGACCCGUGACAUUAAGUUCAGAAACUAUGUCAUCCCCAAGGGCACAAACGUGUUAGUAUCACUGACUUCUGUGCUACAUGAUGAACAAGAAUUCCCCAACCCAGGGGUAUUUGACCCUGCCCACUUCCUGGAUGAUAAUGGCAACUUUAAGAAGAGUGAUUAUUUCAUGCCUUUCUCAGCAGGAAAACGAAUAUGUUUGGGAGAAGGACUGGCCCGUAUGGAGCUGUUUUUAUUCUUGACCACCAUUUUACAGAAAUUCACCCUGAAAUCUCUGGUCGACCCAAAGGACAUUGAUACCACCCCAAUUGCCAGUGGGUUUGGCCAUAUCCCACCCCCCUACCAGCUCUGCUUCAUUCCCAUAUGAGGAAGGGCAGACCAUCUGCCUGCUGCUGUGCUGUUGUCUGUAGCUCCUCCUCCUCUAGGGCAUCAAUCACCUCCUCACCGCUGGGGAUGCACUCUCUGACCUCAGCUCCUGUUUCCCCAUUCCCUCCAUACCCAGUGAACAUCCAACCUCUGCUAAAGCAAAGUUUCCAGGGGCGCCUGGUGGCUCAGUCAUUUAAGCGUCUACCUUUGGCUCAGGUCAUGGUCCUGGAGUCCUGUGACUGAGCCCUGAAUCAGGCUCCCUGCUCAGUGGGGAGUAUGUGUCUCCCUCUCCCUCUGCUUCUCUCUGGCUCGUGCUUGCUCAUCUCUCUC